UAGUGUGUUUGCUUUUCUCUGAUACGGAGGCAGGAGAUUGGUUUGAAUCUUGUCGGAGAUUACACCAUUUAGGAUGCACUGAAGUGUUCAUGAAGAUUCAUUUGAGCUCCUGAAUUUGGGCGGCAGCACUGAGGCCAAGACUCACCUGUUAGCAGACUGAUGAGACGAGAGAUGGGAUCCCCAGUUACUGUUGUAACUCUGUGCCCCCUCUGGUGGAUCCUUGUCCUGGUCGUCUUUGUGCAUCAACUCAAUGCAGGGGCGAUUGAAGGCCCAUGUGAAGGCAGAGACUGCUCUGUAUGUCAGUGUCAUCCUGCUAAAGGUGCAAGGGGAGCUCCAGGGAAGCCAGGCCAGCAAGGCCCCUGGGGAACGAUGGGACCAUGGGGACGCCAAGGGUCACUUGGAGAGAAGGGCAGGCGGGGAACAGAGGGAUCACAUGGCCCAGAGGGGCCCAAAGGAGACCGCGGCGAGACUGGUGUUCCUGGUUUUCCUGGUAAUGAUGGCUCGCCAGGCCACCCUGGAGCAGGUGGUGAGCCCGGGUUGAUAGGAGUGGAUGGCUGUAAUGGGACAAGGGGUCUACCAGGAGUCUCUGGUAUUCCUGGUUUUGAUGGCAUCCAUGGGCCGCCGGGAUCACAUGGACAUAAAGGAAUUAAAGGAGAGCCUUUGUAUGAUGCUGCCCUUCCAGGGCUUCCGGGGGAGCGUGGUAGAGAUGGACAACAUGGUCUACCUGGUAGACGAGGAGACAUUGGGCUUAAAGGCCACGCUGGCCCUCCAGGCCCUCUUGGACUUGAGGGCUUGGUAGGACUUAAAGGUGUGAGAGGACUGCCAGGCGACCCCGGAGGAUCACUGGCAGGAGCUAAAGGUGACGAUGGUGAACAAGGCCCACCUGGCCCACAAGGACCAGAAGAAGUCAUAGAAUUUCCUCCAGACUUCCUUCCACCCAAAGGAUUCAAGGGAGACCGAGGUCCUCCUGCAUCAUGUGGACCAAAGGGCAUCAGCGGUGGAAGAGGAGAUGUCUUCUACAUAGACCAAAUGAAAGGAGAGCAAGGAAUCCUUGGUUUUCCUGGAGUUAGGGGUUUCCCAGGAUUUCCUGGUAGAGAUGGACCACCAGGACCCGAGGGUGUCCGUGGAGAGAAAGGAUUCCCAGGUCUCAUUGGAAGAAAUGGACCAAAGGGUUACCUAGGAGAUCCAGGUCCCCCCGGUCCCCUGAACUAUCUCAAUGGAAGUGAUGCCAGAGGUGUUAAAGGUGACCGUGGGUAUCCUGGAAUACCUGGACCUCCAGGUGACUCUGGCUACAUGGGCAUGCAUGGACCUCCUGGCCCACCAGGGUUAACAAUACCAGAAGAGCCAGGUCUACCUGGUCCACUAGGGUCCCCCGGUCCCAAGGGCUACAAGGGAGAGCCAGGAAGGUAUAACAACUUUGAAAAUCCAUUUCUGGGACCAAAGGGAACUAAAGGACUCCUCGGACCUAAAGGUGUCACAGGCCUCCCAGGUCCUCCAGGAUGUGAAGAUUACUAUUGUGAGCCUGGUUACCAAGGGGACCCUGGUGACAUAGGACCUAAAGGAUCUCCUGGAAACAAAGGGGUCAAAGGACUUAAAGGUUGUGAAGGGGCAUGUAAGUGUAGAUCGGGUGGGGGAGGACAAGGCCCCCCUGGUCCUGUCGGUUAUCCAGGACCUCCAGGCUUACCUGGAACUCAAGGAUUUAAAGGAGACCCAGGGCUGAAUGGACCUGAAGGUCCAGGAGGACCACACGGCUUUCACGGAAUUCCUGGUAUAAAAGGACUAAAGGGUCAGAAAGGUCACUCUUUUGUGGUAGAUGCUAAAGGUGACAAGGGUAACCAAGGUGUCCCUGGACAUUCUGGUCCUCCUGGUGCAGGUAGGCCAGGGCUGGAUGGCCCCCCUGGCCCUGCAGGGGACCGUGGAACACCGGGUGCUGGAUAUGCAGGACUGCCUGGUCCCAAAGGUGACCCUGGUGUUGUUGGACCUAAAGGGUUUCCAGGGCUUGUAGGCCCCCCAGGUCCUGGUGCUCCAGGCGCUAAGGGGUCAUUUGGACCUAAAGGUUAUCAGGGACGUUCUGGCCCCCCAGGAGUACCUGGACGACCAGGCCCUCCAGGUGAAAGUGAGGUAUGCUGUCAUGAAGGUGGGAUUGGAUUACCUGGUCCUAAGGGUGAGCUAGGUUCACCGGGGUUUCCAGGUGAGCCCGGAAGAGAUGGUCUUCCGGGAACUCCGGGACACUCGGGCCUGAAAGGCAUGAAAGGAGAUGACAGGGAGACUGGGGGGAUUGGACUGCGAGGACCUCAAGGUUUAAACGGGGAUCCAGGUGACCCUGGUCUCAGAGGAAUUAUCCUGGAUGGCCCCUCAGGCCCUCCUGGGUUACCAGGACAUCCAGGCAGGAAGGGUGACCCAGGAGAUGUCCUCUCUGCCAGGCCAGGUGCUACUGGCCCACCUGGUCGCCCUGGGGCUCGGGGGCCAAACGGACUCCGUGGCAUUCCUGGAAGCCCAGGGUCUCCAGGCGCUCAAGGCCAACUUGGAGGGCCUGGUUGGAAAGGAGAGCCAGGAGUCAUUGGGGACCCUGGAGCCUUUGGUCCCCCAGGCCUGCCCUGCACUGCGUGUGAACUGAUAGCACCUCCGGGCCCCCCCGGACCUCCAGGAAAUCCUGGACAGAGAGGAGUACCAGGCUACCUCCUUAGUCAGAAGGGUGUUAAGGGAGAUAUUGGUCCUCCUGGUCAUGGACAGAAGGGUCUACAAGGUUUCCCUGGCCCUCCCGGUGUGCCAGGCCCUGCUGGACCAAGAGGUGCCACCGGCCCCUUAGGAGAUCCUGGGACCGAUGGCUGGCCAGGACAUAAAGGUGACAGAGGGUUCCCAGGCAGGCCCGGGUCCAGAGGUUUACCAGGUCGUCCUGGACCUGCGGGACCCAGUGGUAAACAGGGAGAGAGAGGCUUUAAUGGUCGCACAGGUGACACUGGAUAUCCAGGACAGCCUGGUAAUAAAGGUGAACGGGGUCUACCAGGAUUACCAGGACCAUUAGGGAUUAUUGUGAAUAUAACAAAAGGCCCACGAGGACUUCCAGGAAGGAAGGGACAAUCAAGAGAACCAGGACUUGCAGGCUCACCGGGCCCAAGGGGAGUGCCAGGUGAUUCAGGGCUUGAUGGAUGGCCUGGUUCGUCAGGGUUUAAAGGCAGUGCUGGUGCUCCAGGCAGGGCAGGAAUACCAGGAGCUCCUGGGUACCCUGGAGUCAAAGGCUUCCCUGGUCCAAGAGGAUAUCCUGGACAUGGUGGAGAUCUGGGAGAUCCAGGGCCUGGGGGAGAAUCGGGUAUCCCAGGGUUACCGGGAUUUCCAGGAGCCAAAGGUGACCCAGGACAGUCUUAUGGGCAAUCUGGUCCACCUGGACAAAAAGGAUUACCAGGCGAGGAUGGACCUAGUGCACCCAGAGGGAGUCCAGGAGAUCCAGGGGACCCAGGACCACGGGGGAGGUCUGGACAGCCGGGACAACCAGGCGGUGUCGGGGAACCAGGAAGACAAGGAGGACCAGGCUUCCCAGGGCCUCUGGGCCCAUCAGGUUAUCCAGGUGUUCCAGGUGUUCCAGGCGAUCAUGGAGGUCUGGGACCACCAGGCCCUCCUGGCCCAUGUGGGCCUCCAGGGCCAACCGGACCACCAGGUCUGGAUGGACUGGACGGGCUUAGAGGUCCAAACGGGAUGAAAGGAGAAAGUGGCACAGGUUUCCCUGGUCCUCCAGGACCAGAUGGUUUUUUUGGAGUCAAAGGUCUCCAGGGCCAGCAAGGGCCUCCAGGAGCCAUUUUUCCUGGACCCAAAGGCCAAAGGGGCCCACCUGGCCACACAGGUGUUCCAGGCUUCCCAGGUGAACCUGGGAACCUUGGCAGACAGUGCUGGAAGCCUUCGCCAGGACCCCACGGAGACAUAGGAUAUAAAGGACCUCCGGGACCCCCAGGUCCUCCUGGGGAGCUGGGCCCUCCAGGCAGCAGCAUUUUCUCCAAAGGAGACCCAGGUCCAAAUGGCCUCCCUGGGUUACCAGGUCGUAAGGGAGACGUGGGCCCCACAGGGCCUCCUGGGUCUGUGAGCAACAUAGGAUUUACAGGACCAAAGGGUGUGAGAGGUCCUGCUGGUGGCGGAGGUCCUCCAGGACACAAAGGUCAGAUUGGGGUCCCUGGACCUUGGGGCCGCAAGGGAGGGACUGGCCCAGCUGGAGACAGAGGUGCCAAAGGUGCUCGUGGUGAUUCCAAUCCUGGAGUCACAGGAACGACUCCCCCUGGACCCCUAGGACCACCUGGUCACCCAGGAUCUGUGGGAUACCCUGGCGAUGCGGGUCCUCCUGGGACUCCAGGACGUAAAGGACAGAAAGGUCCAUUAGGGACUGUGGGCCCCCCUGGCAAACCAGGUCCUGCUGGUCGUAUUGGUCCUGUUGGAGACCCUGGAGAUGUUGGUCAGCUAGGAUUUACUGGACCUCAAGGUAUCCCAGGUCUACCCGGUGAUCCAGGUCAGCAAGGCUAUAGGGGGGCGUCGAGGGCCGGCUUCCUCUUGGUUAUCCACAGCCAGUCGGUUCAGGUGCCACGGUGCGCUGAAGGCACCAGUCAGCUCUGGGUGGGCUAUAGUCUGGUCUACCUGGAGGGACAAGAGAAGGCUCACACUCAAGAUCUGGGUCAAGCCGGCUCCUGCCUCCCUGUUUUCUCCACCAUGCCUUUCUCCUACUGCAACAAAGGGGCCUGUCACUACUCCAGUCGCAACGACAAAUCCUACUGGCUCUCCACCACCGCUCCGAUCCCCAUGAUGCCGCUCGUUGGCCAGGAGAUCAGCUCCCACAUCAGCCGCUGUGUGGUGUGUGAGACAGUCGCGCCGGCAGUGGCUUUCCACAGCCAGGACCACACAGUCCCCGCAUGCCCGCUUGGCUGGAGGAGUCUAUGGACGGGGUACUCUUUCCUCCUGCACACCGGGGCAGGUGAUGAGGGUGGCAGCCAGUCUCUGACGUCUUCUGGUAGCUGCAUGAAGGAUUUCCGAACUCACCCCUUCAUAGAGUGCCAGGGAGCGCGUGGCUCCUGUCACUACUUUGCCAACCUCUACAGUUUUUGGCUGACUACUGUUAGUCAGACGGAGCAGUUUAUCACCCCGAGGCCUGGCACCAUCAAGGCAGCUGACCAACAGCGACGCAAGGCCAGUCAGUGUCAUGUCUGCCUCAGAGAACUAUAAAAGAACCUCUCAUCACUUUUAGUUGUAAUAUUAAUGUUUUUUUAAGCUUCUGAUUAACACUAAGAGUUACAGAUCGGUUAUAUUUGAUGACAUUUGGCGACAAAGAAAUGUGGCUUUGUUUUUUAAACAUUGCAGCUUUUAUCUGAACAACUGUGUUAUACGAUGUUGCUGCCAUUGUGUCUCUUUUCUGUCAUUAUUUUCAAUGAGGUGCUAUGUCUAAUGAUGGGAAUGUUUAUAAUUGAUCUUCUUGCUGCUGUACCUAAAGGUUUUGUAAUAAUGCAUCUUUUC
This is a messenger RNA of Sebastes umbrosus (honeycomb rockfish), 5487 nucleotides long. Its product is annotated as collagen alpha-4(IV) chain-like. The transcript is spliced from 49 exons. NCBI's taxonomy places the organism in Eukaryota, Metazoa, Chordata, Actinopteri, Perciformes, Sebastidae. Gene Ontology annotation, cellular component: collagen trimer. Gene Ontology annotation, molecular function: extracellular matrix structural constituent. The record is from RefSeq and is a predicted model, not a curated record. The coding region runs from base 160 to 5199 and encodes 1679 amino acids.